Messenger RNA from Somion occarium, 2853 nucleotides. Lineage: Eukaryota; Fungi; Basidiomycota; Agaricomycetes; Polyporales; Cerrenaceae. The record is from the annotation of a GenBank genome assembly.
CCUGAAGAUUGGGGCAAAGCUCCAAUAUGGAUGCAACAUCCAUACUGGACGUGCUGUCAAUAUCUAGGAAUGUUAAUAGAGCCCCAUGACUGCGAAGGAACUCUUGGAGAUCUGGUAGAUCAUGAUGGUGUAGGAAGUCAAGGGAUACCAUCUCAAGUGAAGGGAAAUCCCAAGCACAAGCCUCUUCGACGAGAUCCGCUAUGAGGCCAUGCAAACAUAACUGUCUCAGUCUCGGGAAACUGAGGGCCAUCCCAGACACAGCACCGAGUUUGACAUCGUCGCUCGUAGAGCCGGCAAUCUCGAGAUGGAGGUAGGACAAUGAUGAAAGGGAUUCCAGGAUAAGAAUAACUUUCUUGAUGUAUUUCGCGGAUACGUUCAGACGUAACGUCCGAAGGCCUCUUGCACGUGUGCAUAGCACAUCCGCGAGCGGAGAGAAGGAAGCCUUCAAGGGAAAAUCAGCCGCGAGGACCUCGAUACGUCUGCAACGCUGUAGAAUAGACGCGAGCGUGUUCAAGGUCUCUGAGGUGUCCCAUCGAUUAGCGUGGAGAAAGGGCAUGAUAGAGAUCCGUCGGACCCAUUUCCAAACAGUAGGGUCCCUCUCCAGCAAGGCAAAGAACUGAUUGAAGUGGUUUAGAUCAUUGAAGCACAAAGCUUCAAACAUAAACUCGGAAAUCAACUGCCUCCAAUUCCGACAAGUUAAUGUGACAGUCUGAGGAGAGCAAUUAGUCCAGGUCCCAAUGCAUAGAGGAUACAAUCCACCUUUAGGAGAGAAUAUCUUUGACCGUAAGCGACAAUUAGCUGUUCGCUUGGUGUACGAAGGGCCCAGUUGCCGUAAAUCAUUCUGAACCAUGAGCAGGGUGUCGUUGAAUCAGGAAGUUCGACCAUGGACGGGAUUCUCUAGUUGCUAUCAGACAUGCAAGUUGAACUUAGAAUGGACAGAAGCGGACUUGUUGUCAUCAGUGGUAGCCGGUCCGCUGCGGCCCGUGUGCUCAGCAUUACUACUCAUUAUGAUCUCGAAGUAAAGCAGUCGUUUACCUCUACUACGCUCUACCACCGUCCACAAGAUGCAUCCAGCUUUGUGCAUCGACGAAAUACUCCUUCAGGUAUUCUCCUAUCUACGUCCUCCAAACAAUCGGUGGAAUGACCGGUACUACGUGGGCAAAAUCCGAAGUGCUCGGAAGACCCUUGCCUCUAUGGCUCGCACAUGCAAGUUAUUCUCUGAACCAGCUUUGAACCUUCUUUGGGAACGUCAAAACUCCAUCUUGCCUUUACUAAAAGUGCUGCCAACGUUCCGCAGGAACGAGAAUGAUGCAUAUAGUAUCGUCUCACCCAUAUCCCCUGAGGACUGGGAACGAUUCCAAUCCUACGCCAGACGCAUACAUAUUUUUAUUUACUCCUCAAGCAAAAGCAUUCAUUCAUCCGUCUUUGCAUGCCUUGCUCAAGCAAGAGGGGAUGCUCCAUUACUACCUUCACUGCGUCACAUCGUGUGGACAAGGUCUUCUACCUUUGGAGACGAGAUGGUCUUAUUUGUUGCGCCAUCGUUGAAAAUCGCUGACAUUGGUCCCUUUGGAUACGUCAGUUGCAUGGACGAGGUUGAGACGUUUGACGGAAACCAUGGUCUUGAGGUACUACUCGACUCCUUGGUUAAAGUGGCCAGUAACUUGGAACAAUUGAAGGUAGAGGGGUCGCUCACCUCCGCCUGCACGUCCAGCAUAUCCCGACUUCGCAACUUGCGGGUCCUCGACCUGAGCGCUUGCGGUUCCUGGUCAAGUAUCCAGACAUUUCAAACCCUUGCGACAAUGGAACAUCUAACCCAGCUCCAAAUCAAUACCCUCAGUCUUGGCAUGGACGGCGGCCAAACUGAGGUGCCCUUCAGUUCUCUUCAGAUUUUGGAGAUCUCGGGCUCCCCUUCUUCCAUCAAUUCUGUUGUCCGUUCCAUUUCGUCGACACACUUGCGUGCAAUCACCAUCAAGGGCACGUAUUCGUAUCCUCCGGAAGAGUGGCAACCUUGCUGUAGCACUCUCAAUUCGCGUUUCUCUAACUCUCUCAGAGAAUUCCGCAUGAAUCUCCUCCUAGGAUGCCUAUCAAUGACCAAGGAGAGCGAGGACGUCAUGCAGCUUAUUCGGCCUUUGGUUGACAUUUCUAUGCUACGCGUGGUGGCAUUAGAUCUGGAGGGGCACUUACGUGUAGACGAUGCCGACAUCACUUCAAUGGCUUCGGCUUGGCGGGAGUUACGAGAGUUCCGUCUGUGGUGCCAUAAAUCCGGCAACGGUCCAUCAUUACAGUCUCUCGCCGCCUGCGCCGCUUUCUGUCCGCAGCUUGCUCAACUUGAGCUCCCAAUAGAUGCUCGUCGGUUGCGAGCGACGAACCAUGGUCAUGAUGGAGAUAAAACGGGCCCACAGGCCGGAAGCCCUGAUUCACCAUGUCCCUCUGCAGACGUCGCCUCUUUCGGUCUGAGACGUUUGACCUUACUUGGGAACGUAGGCAUAGACGAUCCGGAGAGGGUAGGAAGCCGCAUCAGAGGAUUGUUCCCCAUGCUUCGUCAUUUUGAAGCAUACGCUUGGGACCCAUCUAUGAACACAAUGUGGACUCAGGUCAAGAGGUCUCUCCCAUCUCUACGGCGAACUAAGCCAAGAGAGCCUUGGGUCAUUCGCAAACCCAGGUGAUACUUACAUCCACACGCUCGGUUCCUCUACCUGAGUGCACUCGUACUUAGUGGUUGCCUUUGGCAAGGACGGUUUCAAUGGAUCAUUGUAUUUCUACUCACCACAAAGUAACGGAUGUAUGUUAAUGAUCACCAGCUUUGCCUUCUGGUCGUCUAGUUUUGAAUAUACCGCGUUCCUGGACUCCUUC